Molecule: messenger RNA, 2781 nt
Organism: Drosophila subpulchrella
Lineage: Eukaryota; Metazoa; Arthropoda; Insecta; Diptera; Drosophilidae
Product: calmodulin-lysine N-methyltransferase
Exons: 3
Coding region: 525-1748 (407 amino acids)
Cellular component (GO): cytoplasm
Molecular function (GO): calmodulin-lysine N-methyltransferase activity
Source: RefSeq, a predicted model, not a curated record
UGUCGUCGUCGCUCAUACGCAACGUUGGCCGGGCGGAAAACUCAGAUUUCCACCGACCUCGGUUAUUAAUUGCUACUUUUGACGCGUGUGUUGCGGUCAAAUAUUUCUGCGUGGUUUGAAAAUUGUUUAGAAAAAAAAAUCAUCAAAGGAAAAAGCAUAAAUGCCAAGCAUUUCGUGAAACAAAAGUUACACUAAAAUUGAUUAAAUAUGUGUUAAUUGCCGAGUAUUACAUACAUUUAUAAAGAGAAAACAUAUCCUAAGUUUGCAACAACUUAAUUGCCCCGCCAACAACAUUUUUGACUGUAUUUCCCCCCUAAAAAUCUCCCAACACGGGUUCUAGACCUUCUGCGGUGAGGGGAUCCACAGACAUUUGACUGAGUUGCCAGUUGAAGCGAGAGUUGUCUCCAUGACAAUAUUCGUAUGCCAUACAUCCAUAUGUGUACAGUGCACACUGUACAUGCAGGGUGGAAAAUGGAAAACUGAGGAGUGAGAGCCAAAGUGAAACAAAGUGGGCCCGAAGUAAGAUGUCAGCAGCGUUAGUGCAAAAGGCGGCGGAAACUCAACUCGACCAGUCACCGGAAGUGGGCGUGGCACAGCUCGCUACCAUAUCGUUGCUUUUGCAAUACGACAUAGACAACACACUGAAUGCCAUUAAGGAGCAAAAGAAGAUGACGCUGGACGCUCGAUUGGGUGGCGAACAGUCCGCCGUGAUGAAUAACAACCAGGACAAGGACAUCAAUCGAAACAUGACGGAACAGACAGAGCUGGAGGUGGUGGGAUUGGGUCUGGAUCUGAAGAGCAAUGAGACGGCCUUCAUGCCGCCCACUCCGCCGGCCACGCCCAACCUGCAGAGCACUGCCCAGAAACGCUGGAAGAUACUGGCCAAGGUGCUGCGUAAGGACUCCGAGGAGACGGUCUCCUCCUCCAGCGAUGAGUUCGCCGAGGAGCAAACUGCCUCCGUGCGGCGCUUUAAGAGCUUCGAUCUUCUGCGCCAGGACAGCUUCGAGGAUCAUGUGAGUCUCAAGUGCCUGGGCAAGACGGAGAACUGGUACAAGUACCGCAUGCAGUUGGAGAACGAGUCGGAGUACUCGGUGAACAUCCAUCACAUGGAGCGCCAGCUGACCGCCAGUGAUCUGAUGGGGUUCAAUAACACAGGCAACAUAUGCGUUUGGCCCUCGGAGGAAGCCUUGACCGCCCUGGUUCUCUCCGAGGUGGCCUCGUACAGGGGCAAGUGGAUCCUGGAACUGGGCGGGGGAUUCACCUCCCUGGCCGGCCUAAUGUUGGCCAAAUAUGCCACUCCCUAUGCCGUCCAUCUGACCGAUGGCAAUGAGAUAUCGGUGGAGAAUGUGAGGAAGACGGUGUGUCUCAAUGAGCUGAGCUGCUAUACCAAAUGCUCGGUUCUCAAGUGGCAGGAGAAGUGCGCCCGAUCCCAGGCGGAGCAGGCCAAGUUCGAUUUCAUCCUUUGCGCCGACUGCCUGUUCUUCGAUGAGGCUCGAUCCGCCCUGGUGGACACCAUCUGGUAUUAUCUGGCCCCAGAGGGUUCAGCCCUUAUAAUGGCCCCUCGGCGCGGUCGCACUUUAAGCGUUUUCCAGGACGAAUGUGUGGCCAGGGGCUUCCGCGUGGAGCUGGCCACCCGGUAUAACGAGACCAUCUGGCAGCGGCAUCUCCAGCUGAAGGCCGACUCGGACCUCUACGACGAGGACCUCCACUAUCCUCUGCUCCUGCGGCUGUGCAAGAGCCACAGCUAGGAGAAAACCGAGGGGAGAAGGACAAUUGGGAAGCCACUUGGCUGCAGUAGGUGCAAUUAAACUUAGUCAAUGUUUUAGUUGAUAGCAAGCAAAUUCCAGUUUACACCUUAAACAUAAAUGAGGCCAACCUGCAGGUCUCGACGAACAAAAAGAAAUUCCUCCCACACUGAAGAAAAAAUGUAGCAAGUCAAUCUCGUUAGACUGGUGCUAGAAAUUAACGUGAAAUGUUUGGGAAAACUAUUAUUGGUUAUAAAUAAAUUUGGUUUAUAAGAUAAAGAAUACCUACACACAGAAAACAAUGAUUUCCCUUAUGGCUAAACUAUUAAUUUUCUUUUGAACAAAAGUUUCUCACUGUCUAAAAAAUGUUUUCCUCAAAAAUAUAGUAAAAAUGUAUAUUCCUUUAAAGAAAAAAAAAAUAUUUACUUAAUAUCUACACAAUAUCUGUACACAAGUACUACUUUACCUAUUUGUUUUAAAGUCUAUUUGGGACUUUCCUAGCCAUAUCUAUAAUACUCAAGGUAAAUUUUAAUGAAAAUUAUACAUAUUCUCGGCUUUAAAGCACCAGUCUAGUGAUCACUUUUAGCACGUAGUUCACUGUUAAGUUGUGUAACAAAAAAUUCCUUUGAUAUGUAAAUUUAAUUUGCGUUGAUUCCACAAGUUUUGUAACUAUUUUUUUUUUACAAAUACUCCUCGUUAUGUAUAUGUAGUUACCUUUAUGUAUGUUACACACCCCCACCCACACCCACUUCCACACCGAUACCACCACCCACAUACACAUACACACAUACACACAAGUAUUAUUUAAAUAUAAUGUAUACGCUGAAUAGCAUACCUUUGGGCUGCUUUAGUAGAAGCGCAGUGAACACCCUCAACUGAAAGGCGGAAAAUGGAUUCCCAGAAACCAUACACAAAGCAGCAGCGCUCGACCAAUUAAUUAAUAGUUAACUAAACUUAGUGUACUGUAAUUACCUAGAGCAUGUGUUAAUGGUUAUAUGAUGAUGAUGAGAUAAAUACAGUAUCGAAAUGCCACAUA